Messenger RNA from Cuscuta europaea, 7342 nucleotides. The record is from the annotation of a GenBank genome assembly. Lineage: Eukaryota; Viridiplantae; Streptophyta; Magnoliopsida; Solanales; Convolvulaceae.
GUACGUAUAAGAUUUCAACUCACAAACCCUAGAUCAUGCUGGCUCUGAUACCAAAUGAUGGCUCUAAAUGAAUAUCACUACAUAUUGGAACUACACUCUAGAACUAGAAUUAGAACUACAUGAGAAAGAAGAUGAUCAAAAGCUCAUCUAUUUUGCAAAUAAAUUGCUUUAUAUAGCCAGUUUACAUGAGAUAAUGGCCACACAAACUUCCUAAACUAUAGUCAUAUUCAAACGUGUAUAACCAACCACCUAAGCAACUAAGCAUUAAUAAUGCCUAAACAAUAGCUAACACUACUUAGACUUAUUCAAAUGAUAACAAAUACAUAAUUAAUGAAUAAAUGAACCAAAUAACUAAUAGCUAAAUUUAAGAUUAUUCCAACACCGCAUGGAAUCGCCAAUUGCAAACCUCACCUACAGAUCAUCCCACAAAUCGUGAACAUCAUCCAUGUAGGCGAUAUUCGAUCGUAGGGAUGAGUCAAUUGCCGUCAUAACCCAUCCCACCAGCAUUGAGUUAACGUUGAUCCAAUCCACAAUGCCUUCAUUGUGUUCAGUCGGUCAGGUAAUGGUGCCAUCCAUGAAGCCAAUCUUCCAUUUAGCAUGGAAGGCAUUUUGCAUGGCGACUCAUUGCAAGUAAUUCCCUUCCCCUUUCAAGGUGAACCCACAGAUGUUCUGCCCUGGAGAAUCUGAGCUCGCCAAGUAAUAUGGGGAAGUGGGAUCGGUAAUUUUUCUAGGGGUGAGCAUUCGGUCGGUCGGUCAAAUAUCCGACCGAUAACCGAAUAACCGAUAAAUAUUUUUUACUCAAAUAACCGACCGAAAACCGACCGACAACAUUACAAAAACCGACCGAAAAAUGUCAUUCGGUUUCGGUCGGUAACUGAAUAACCGACCAUAAUCGGUCGGUGGAAUUUUUUGAUGAAAUUUUAAUGUCAUGUUCUUCAUCAAGUAUAGUUCAUACAUACCAAAUUUAAGCAAACAAUUCCAUCGGGAAGCUCGUCAAAUGAUCUUUGGAAGUUAACUGCGUUUUAUAUGUAUUUUUUAGCACAGUUAACUUCCAAAAAUCAUUUGACGACCUUUCCGAUAAAAUAUUUAUCUGAAAUUAUUGUGGAUAAACUAGAUUUAAUGAAGAACAUGCCAUAAAAAUUUCAUCAAAAAACUCCACCGGGAAGAUCCCCAAAAUCCGUCGGCCGGACGACGGUUCCUGUCCAGAAUUUAUCGGAAGACUACUCUACUAUGGAGUAUAUAUACUUAUAUAUUUUGGACGGUUAUCGGUGACCGACCGAUAACCGAUAAGUAUAACCGAAUAAAAACCGAAUAACCGAAUAACCGGUUCUUUUUAUUUUAUUAUAACCGAAAACCGACCGGAAAGUGAUUUUUUCGGUCGGUUCGGUCAUCGGUUUUCGGUCAGGUCGGUUAAAUCGGUUAUUUGCUCACCCCUAAAUUUUUCGUCGUCGUGAUUCCUCAUGCAUGUUAAUGUUUCCGGUGCUUGAGGACGUCGGGGUACUGUUGCCGGUCAUGAUGUAAGUAGGGUAUGUGUAAAUAACCGCUCUGAUACAAAAUUAAAUAUCAAGUAAUCGAGAGGAAUUUAGACUCGACUCCAACUAAACAGCCAAAGAAAUAGGAAAAAGGUGGGUAAGCUUUGACCACUAAAAAUAUUGUACAUCAAAUAAUACACGUAAAUAAUAUGCAUGGCUUCCAUGCAUGACGUGCAACAUUUAUUGAAUAGAUGAUAGCAGUUCACGUAGAGGUAGAGCAUUUAUUUUGUAUGAAUACAUGACCUUAUAUUCAAUUAAUCACUUAAAUAUGAGAAAGUAUUAGCAUUAAUUGUUAACACGCCAGACAAAACAUAGCAGGUGUUUCUACCUUUUUCCUUUAGUUUUACCAAAGGAAAACUAGCAAAGAUUUGUUUAUGCGAUUACUAGCAAAGAUUUCACAAUGACAAUUAAUAUUUAAUAUCCAAAUAUACUUAACCAAACACACACAAUUAAGAACAUGGUAUUUUAUUUUAUGAACUUUUACCUAAAAUUAAAUAAUAUCAUUUUGAAAUAUAAUAAGCGAAAUGUCAAUACUAGAACUAUAAUCAUAUCCUCACAAAACAUUUAGCGUGAUAUAUUUAUAUUUUUCGUAUUUAUAUUAUCAUGUAAGAUGGUAUAUUGUAAUAAAUUUCAAAUGUUACUAUCUAAAAUAUUUGUAACACUGUCUUUUUCAAAAAUGUUGAUUGCACUAUUAUGCAAGCAAAUUCAGUGAGUAGUACGAAUUCCUAUAUCAGACGUCUUUUUGUAUUAAACUUGAGUGAUGAGACUUGAUAAUUAAUGAACAAUUUGAUAUGUAAAAAUGUGAAACUUACAGUAAAAAAAUCGACUUAAUUUGGAUGUAUUAUCCAGUACAUGUUCAUUGUUCACUGCAAAAAGAACUUGCAAAAUAUAAAUGUGCAAAACUACAAAAAGCCAUUGCCUAAACCAUAAAUAUACACUCCAUAAAAGUUUGUUAAACCCCAAGAAAACGAAAGCGAAGCAAAAAGCAACCACAUGGAUUAUGAAUAUUACAUAGAGAACUUUUGUCAUUAGUCUCGGCUGUCUGAUCGCCUCCAUUUGAGGUGCUUUAAGGAAGAAUUUAUUAAUGAAAUUUCGUGAGAAUGUUUUUCAUGAAGUCAAAGGCAUCUUGACAACCCCUGAGGCUCUAGAAAGAAAAAUGUUUAAUAUUGACGUAUCAUAUUAAUGUGAUUUCUAUGAUAUGAAUUGAAUAAAAAUACAAAAUGUAAAAAAAAACAACGCAUAUUCAAAGUGCAUCAUAUAUAUAUAUAUAUAUAUAGAGAGAGAGAGAGAGAGAGAGAGAGAGAGAAGUCCCCCUUAAAAUGAGAAAUGAGAAGUGAGAAGUAAUCUCAGCCCUUAGAUUUGCAUCUAAUCUUACAACGCAGUAAACUUAUAGUCUGAAUAUAGGAACUUAUAACCAAUAAAUCAUAACUUAUAAAGUUCUCCAUCAUAAUUACGGAAAUGUCACCACGUCAAAAAAAAUUGAAGGUUUCGGGAGUUAGUUUUUGCGGUGGCGUUUUCAUAAUUAUUUUCGAGGGGGUCUAUAAGUUAUGAUUUAUUAGUUAAAAGUUCGUGUUUUUAGUCUAUAAGUUAAACUUCGCAGUUCUCAGCCUAAGGGCACUUCUCACCUGAUCCGAUCCCUAUAUAUAUAUAUAUAUAUAUAUAUAUAUAUAUAUAUAUAUAUAUAUAUAUAUAUAUAUAUAUAUAUAUAUAUAUAUAUAUAUAUAUAUAUAUAUAUAUAUAUAUAUAUAUAUAUAUAUAUAUAUAUAUAUAUAUAUAUAUAUAUAUAUACCUAUAUAGGGAACGGUUCCGGUAAGCAUGGACUCCCAGGAGAGAAAUGAGAACGAAUCUGGACCGUUAGUAUUAUGUGGAACUGAAUUGUGCAUUUGGUGAAACUGAAAUGUGCAUCAGAUGAUAUUGAAAUGUGCAGAAUAAAAAUUUAAACUCAAAUGUACAUUAGAUGAAACGGAAAUGUGCGGAAUAAAAGGUACAAAAAUAACAUCAUAUCGUACCUUUUAUUUUGCACAUUUCAGUUUCACCUGGUACACAUUUCCAUUUCACUUAAUGCACAAUUCAGCUACACAUAAUGUCACUCUAUCGUACCAUUUGUGCUGCACAUUUCAAUUUCACCUAAUGCACAUUACAAUUUCAUCUUAUGCGCAUUGAAUUUCACUUAAAGUAAAUCUAACGGGCCAGAUUCAUUCUCAUUUGUCUCCUAAGAUCUUAUUCUUAUUUGAACCAAAAUAUAUAUAUAUAUAUAUAUAUAUAUAUAUAUAUAUAUAUAUAUAUAUUGUGAACAUCAAGAUAAUGAAAUUUUAUAUGUAAACAUAUGUAAAAUGAACCAACACUUACACUUCAUGUGUCCUAGAUAAAAUGGAGUAUCAUUUAUCUUUUUUUGGACGUUUCUUUUAAAAAAUUCGCAUUCUCACUUUCGUUUUAGAAAAUAAUUUACUCUUUUAAAUUGUAAUUUAACCAUCACAUAUUAAAAUUAAUAGUUUGAUAACAUCACAUUUAUAAUCAUAUUCAUUACUCCGCUAUAUUCUAUACUUCCCGUCAUUAUUUAUUAAGUUAUAUUCAAAUUAUCUUAUUUAAUUACUAUGUAUUACCUUAAAAAUGUUCCCCUUAAAUGAAACCCUUAAAAUGAGAUGAAGUAAAACUUUUUAAUCCUUACAAUUGUUGAUUUUUUAUUGCCCAGUAACAUACUUAAGAAAAAUCACAAAGAAAGCGGACAAUAAAAAGGUAAAGUUUACAAAUAAGAAAUACUACUAGUUAUUAGUGAAAAUAAAAGAUCAAAGUAAAUAAUUAGUCCCAUCAAAUUAAUUAAACAUUACUUUAAUAAUUAAGGUAACUACGAGCCUUACAACUAGUUAAAGCUAAAAUUACUUGAGCCAAAUUUUAGACUACCAAUAUACUCCCUCCAUUCCAUAAUGAACUUCACAAUUUAACCUACACAUAUUAAGGAAAUAAACUUACAAUGAGAUAAAUUAAUGUUUUAAUUUGACACUGUUUUGACACUGUUUGACACUGUUUUGCACUGUUUCGACACUGUUUGGCACUGUUUUACACUGUUUGAUACUGUUUUGAUGUAGAUUAACUUGUCAUUUAAGGAAAUGAGAACUUGUUUAUGGGACAUCCAAAAAGGGAAAGUGGAAAGUUCAUUGCGGGACGGAGAGAGUAUCAAACUAUCUAAAUUAAAAUAGAUAUUUUAUAUUAGUAAUAAUAGUUUUGAGACCCCACUAGAAUAUGAGGCCAAGGCAAAUGCCUAGCCUUACUCAUAUGAAAGCCGCCUCUGCUGAUGAAGUUUAGAUUAGGUUAAAUAAAAAAAAUCAACUUAAAAUUGAAUCGGGAAGUCCGUUAAAUAAAUUAUCGGAAAACACUGAGUUGUUAUGUACUCCCUCCAUCUCAAAUUGUUUUGUAAAGUCAAUAUUUUUUGAUCAACCAAUAAUAAAAGUCUAUCCUCCCUAUCGAUAAUUAAUUCAAAUUUUAAUAAUUAAAAUUUAAAUAUUCAGAAACUUCAUUAAAAUCUUUUCAAAGUUGCAAAUUUCAAAUUAGAAAAUAAUUAAAAUUUAACAUCCUAAUUAAGCAAAUAAAAUGAAACAGUUUGACCAAGAAAAGUUAAAUUUGCAAAUCAAUUUGGGACGGAGAGAGCAUAUAUUAUGGCACAUUGCUUUUCAAUAAUUUAUUUAACUGACUUCCGGGUUGAAUUUUAAUCUGAAAUUUUAAGUACGUAAUCUACACUUCAUGACAAACAUACUUACAAAAUCUUAUAAAAAUUGCACCAGUAAGUAUGUCAAAUAGAAUCGGCUCGACGGCAGUUCCGACCAAUCCGGACUAAUGAGAAAAGUACUCAUAUAACAAAAAUAACAAUAAUAGGAUAGGCCGGAUUAAAACAAAGAACGGAGUGUUUUAUCGAAAAGCAGGCCAGUGAUCGUUAUGCAAAGAAAAGAAAUCAAAAGGGGCAAAUAAGCCCACGUACUAAUCAAAAAAGGUCAAAUAAGCUCUUAUAUAGGAGGCUAUGUCCGGCCGUCGUCAUUUGGGGUGGUUCCAGGUGGAAAUUUUUUAUGCAAUUUUUUAGCAUAUUAUUCAUCAAGUCUAGUUUACUCAUACCAAAUUUCAGCUAAAACUUCAAUGAGGAAGGCAUUCAAAUGAAUUCUUGAAGAUAACUGCGCAGUUAAAAGCGCAGUUAUCUUCAAGAAUUUAUUUGAUUGCCUUCUCCAUUGAAUUGUUAGCUGAAAUUUGGUAUGAGUAAACUAGACUUAAUGAAUAAGAUUCUCAAAAAAAUUCAUCAAAAAAUUCCACUGGGAACUGCCCCAAAUGGCGACGUCCGGACAGAUCUAGUCUCCUAUGUAAGGGCUUAUUUGACCUUUUUUGGUUAGUGUGUGGCUUAUUUGCCCUUUUUCCCAAAAAAUGUACGAGUAACAAAGAUUGUUUCUAUCUGAAACGAAAAAAUUGAAUAAAAUAACAGAAAUCCUAUUCUUUAGCUCUGGAAGUUUGAAUUUACUCAUUCUUCAGCUAAUUCUUCACCAAACUCUCACGAAAAUAGAAAAAACCCCAACAAUUCUUAUUUCAUUUCAAAACUAGUUAACCAGUUUAUUAUCCCAGGUUCAUUUUCAUCACAUGCAUCUCCUGAAAGAUCAAACCUUGAAAUCGCUCAUGUGGCUGCCAAGGACUUCAUAGUUUAUACCCUCAUCCAGGUAAACUAAAAAAAAAAAAUUGAUCACAUUUUUAGAUUUAUCUGCUGAUGAGAUAGCUAGGCUCACGUAUUGAAAACUCCAUGAGAGAAGUCAUAGAAGCUAUGGAGAAGGUUAUACCUCAAAAGAAGGGACUCAUCUCUUGCAAAUCCCUUUUUGAGAUGUUACGUUCUGCAAUAUCAUUCAAUGCUAAUCAAGAAUGCAGAGACGGGCUCGAGUUGCGAAUCGGGAAACAGCUUGAUCAGUCAAAGGUCAAGGAACUACUUCUCAUACCUCCUGCCCCAGAAGAAAAGUAUGACACUGAGUGCAUGAAGAGGAUAUUGAAGAUUUAUUAUGACAACUACACGAGCUCGGAGUACUCGGGUUUCGUUAAAGUGGCAAACCUCAUGGAGGAAUUUUUGUGCGAGGUCGCGAGUGACAUGGACCUAAAAGUGGACACAUUUGCAUCACUUGCAGACUUAUCUGCUUCCGUAUCGGUUGAAGCCAAACGGAACUCUGAUGGGAUCUACCGUGCGGUAGAUAUUUACUUGGACAAGCACAGAUAUUUGACAGAGAAGGAGAGGGAGAAGGUGUGUGAUGUUCUGGAUUGCAGCAGGAUGUCAAUUGAAGCAUGCCAGCACGCUGCUCAGAAUGACCGCUUGCCUACCAGGUUGGUGGUGCAGAUCUUGUUUGCAGGACAGAUGAGGUUGAAGGACACAGUGGGAAAAGAGAUGAUUCAAUCUUGUGGGGCUUUGAAGGUUGAGAAGAAAGAUGGAGGGGUGGAGUUGAGUGCAAGUGAAGAUGAUGAUCAGGGGGUGAAGGCAGAGAUUGAAAAGAUGGGGAACAAGGUGUUGGAGUUGGAGAAAGAAUGCAAUAUGAUGAGGAUGCAAAUUCAAAAUGGGGUUUUGAGUAACAGUAAGGAGAGGAAUGAGAAAAAGAAGAUGAGUGUGUGGAAAGAAAUGAAGAGGAAGUUUGGAUGCAUGACCACCAUGCAUGAUUGCAGCAACAGCCAUGUGCAGAAGAAGAAAAAGGUGCAUCCAAGAUAGUAUGUACUAGCAACCAGCAUAGGAUCAGACUCCAGUUGCUUUUUUCCAAUAAAAUUAUAUGAUCUGUCAUGUUUUUUGGCUUGGGUAAAUUCCUAUU